Paecilomyces variotii is the source of this 1089-nucleotide messenger RNA. Its product is annotated as Asx homology domain-containing protein. The annotation marks the transcript as partial. Lineage: Eukaryota; Fungi; Ascomycota; Eurotiomycetes; Eurotiales; Thermoascaceae. The record is from RefSeq and is a predicted model, not a curated record. The transcript has 2 exons.
AAAGUGCUCGCCCACCCGGAUGCAUGGAAUUGCCUCGACGAGGACGAGAAGAAAGAAAUCCUAUCUCUGCUUCCUGAUAAUGUACACCCGAACCCUGAGCCUGAUCCUGAAGACCCGAAUGCGAAGAUACCCCCGAUACCGCAGGAAUUCCUGCGAUAUUCGAAUACAUGGCGCGAAGGAGUACGCCAAUUCCAGGUAGAUCUAGAAGCCGGCCGUUACGACCCUGAAUGGCUGCGCCAAGCGGCAAAUGCGAUGGAAGAAAGAGCCAAGGGAGAGUUCGACAAUUUCAAGGAACAGGAAUUCGAGGAAUUUUGGGGCCAGAAACAGAAGCUCGAUUAUCGUGCGCUGGCGGGAGAGAGCUCUAGCGUAAAGCUCGAUAGUCUGAUCGCGCAUGGUAUCAUCCAGACGGGGGAUGUAUGGAAAUUCACCCGCGUAUUCGGGAAAACGGAGAAGAUAAUGGUCGAGAAGGAAGCUAAGGUCGUGGAUAUCGUCGGUUCAACUCUGACAUUCGCCAUUCCACCCGGACAGAGAGUUUUCUUAACUGCUACUGAAGCUUCUAAUACAGAUGAAGAGGAAGAUGGCCCCAAAAGUGAACUUGAACCGCUUUCAGAAACCAAGACCGACCCCGACUCAAACGUGGAAAAUGUGUCAAAGUCGGGGUUAACUUCUACUUCAGAAACCCCUGUGCUAGAAAAACCAAAAGUCUCUGUCGAAAUCGUCGUCCCUGCAACCGAACAGACGGUUGCUACUACGUCCCCGCCGCCUGCAGAUGCUGCUGAUGAUAACGUUCUCGCGCCUCCCGAUCGAGCUCCCGAGUAUGAUUCAACCGCGCCAGCAGCACUUGGAUCCAACGGCCAAACUUCUGUUAUUCCCAUAGUCCCAGCAUCUGAGCCGGAACCGAUUAAGGAUAUCAUUUUUCCAAAUGUUGCUGGACCUCAGGCUUUGGCCAGCAAGAUCCUGGAGAUUGAUGGCCGUAUCAAGAAUCCGCCUAACGGCAAUGCAUGGAAGCAAUUUCGCUGUUAUAGGAACAACCAAGACAUGGGCAGUCUCUGGGAAGUGAGACAGACUUGGUAUUUGAAGACACACUAG